Hyaena hyaena (striped hyena) is the source of this 2999-nucleotide messenger RNA. RefSeq lists its product as uncharacterized. The transcript is spliced from 2 exons. The record is from RefSeq and is a predicted model, not a curated record. The coding region runs from base 7 to 645 and encodes 212 amino acids. NCBI's taxonomy places the organism in Eukaryota, Metazoa, Chordata, Mammalia, Carnivora, Hyaenidae.
UCACGCAUGCACGGACCUAGCCUGAUUCUGAUGCAUGGUGAGCUCUCAAUCUGUUUCUUCCCUCCCUCCCUUCCACCAUGGCUACGGUGUGAACCCAACAGCUGUCAGGGAACCAGGAAGAGAACCACUGGCAAAUGGCUUAAGGAGAACAAGAGUGGUUUCUGUACUGAUCAUGGAACAGGAAACAUUCGGGUGAAAGAAACCGGGAUGCAUGCCACAGAGCCAGCGGUGCUGUUCACUCCUGAGAAGGCAACCAAAAGAGCUGCUGGAUCGGGGGAAGGUCAACCCCCUGGAAGAGAACAAACCACCAAACCCUGCAGCCCGGUGACCUCCUCAUGCAAUUUCCAUGAAUCUCUGUGCUGGCUGCCUUCUGUGGAACAAAGGAACUGUAUCAUAAUCUCCACCCCCCAAGGACCAGGAGACAGUCUGGAUAUCAGGGGAUACCUGAGGAGCCCACGUUGGUCUCAAGACAACGGUGGGAAGUGGUUGGGCACCCGCCCCAGCUCUCUGGCUUCCCUGCUGUGUGGAGGAGCCACCCGCCUGGCUGAACUUCUAUUUCCUCAUCCCGAAUAUGGUAACACUGCACCUCACAGAGAAGGCGCUACGAGGACGCUGGGAAAUGUCAUGGGCACGUCUGCUUUGUAACAUAUAUGACAUAAAAGGGAUUCUUCUUAUCAUCGUUAUAUGUAGAAAAUGCAGAAGGAAAUAUUGUCCAAAAAAUUAUCUGGCAGCAUAAUACGGUGGAAGAACUAUGGGUUUGAAGACAUUCAAAACUGGAUCUAACUUCCAACUUCACCACUUACUGGCUGUGUGACCUCAGGCAAGUUACUUCACUUCUCUGAGCCUCAGCUCUGUCAUCUGCCAAAAGGUGGUAAAGAUGCUCCCCAGCAGACAGGUUGCUGCAAGGACUAAUGAACGCACACGCUCUAUAAAUGCCCCUGGCCUGUAGAAGGUGCUCCGUACAGGUGAGCACCGCAGCCAAAGAUGCCCACACCCCCGGGUUCAGGGCCACUCCACAUGGCAGCUCUGUGCUGCACAUCCCUCACUGGAGAAGAGGAAGCUGCCUCCAGCCCCCAACAUGCUUCUGAAAGCUCUUCACCCUUACCGCUCUUGCAGCCUCCCCAGCCACCUCGAUCAAGUUACAGGUCCAUUUGUCUCCUCUCACAAAGCACUGUGUUCUGGAGGCUGCCCCUCCCUCUCCAGCCUGAUGAGCUGGGCCAAGAGCUCAGCUCCGAGUAGCACAGCGCCAGCACGUCUCAUUAAGGCACACAGAAAGUGUCACAGCUGGCCCCGUGGUCAUUCCCUAGCAUGUGUCUUCAUCAAUUUCCAGGCCCCUGGAAGUGGCCCCCAGCAUCCACUUUCUUUUCAGCUGAGUAAGCUCCCCAGAGGGGAGGGGGUUUCAUCAACCCAUAGAAACCUGGCAGGUGUCAACGAGGAGUCUGAGCCAAGGCAGGGGGGCAGGAGUGAACAUCCAUGGACCAUCUCCACAUUCCAGGCUCCUUUUAUGCACAGCAAACCUCAGCAUGAGCAUCACCCUUCUGGGGCCCCUCUCGUGACUCCUCCCCCAGGACCCAGUGAAGUCCUGCUACACGCCCCCUUAGCAAGCCGCCAUUUCUUCUGGCAUCACUUGCAAGGCUGUGUUGGGUCUCUUCCCUGCUGGGAAGCUUCCUGAGGGGCAGAUCAAGUCUCCCUCCUUCCCCAGAGAUUCUUUAGCAGCUGCCACAGUGCCUGCCACAUAGUAGGUGCUUAACAUUCUACCGGAUGAGCACACAAAACCUCCUGGCAAUGCUGUGGGUUAAACACCAUUUUCCUGGUUUUUCAGAGAGGCUACUGAGACACCCAAAGAUGGAAAUGUCUUUCCCCAGCUGACAGCUGGUAAACGGUAGAGCUAAGAUUCAAACCCAGGUUUUCACCAGGCCUCGCUGCAUUCGAUUCACAGAUUAAGAUCAGGCUGAAAAUGUUAACAAAGGCAAUUUUUCAAAAUAAAGAAGCUGAAGCUGUUUGCCCAGAACUCCGUCUCCACCCCCAUCACAGCGGGGUUUGUACCAAGUGAGCAAGCAGAUUCUGAGAGCUCUAUGCAGCCCACACAAGGCGGGGACCAGGGACAGGGGCGUCCCUUGUCCCCCCAGCUGCCAGGGACUGGCUCCUCACACGGAGCCCCUCCCCACUGGUCCCCACCAGGGCAGGACUCUUGGGAGAACAAAGACCACAUUUUCCUCCUUGAAGCAGAGAAGCCAGUGCUGGGGAAACAAUGGCCUUGCUGGGAUCAAAGAGAGAGAGGCCCAGACAAGGGACAAAAGCUGAAUCCCAGCAGGGUAAGAAUGACAACCGGUUCUCCUCCUCCUUUUGCAACGGUCUCUAGAGAGCAAGCAUGGGUGCCCUUUGCCGCCCACCCCUCUUUCCCGCCUCCCCUCCCCACACGGCAGAGCCGAGCUGGAAGCAGCCUAACAGCUCUUCCCUGGGCCAGCCACGUUCUAUUUCCUUCUAGGCUUUCCCUCUGCCUACUGUGCCCUUCCCCUCCUUUCCUCUGAAGCAUACUUACUCAGGCUUCAGUUCAAGAGCUGCCUCCUCUCUGCCCUCCGUGACCCCACACACCAGAACCGAUGAACCCUGCCAUACAAGGCCCCCACACGGGUGCCUGCUUCUAGUUACAGCACUGAUCAUGCUGAAUUAUUACUACCAGGGUCAGUGCCUGCUUCCCCAACCAGACUGUGACCAUAUGGAGGCUAAGUCCAUUUCUGGAUCAUUUUGUAAAUGCACUGCCUGGCACGAGAGGACAGGGAUGGGUAAAGUUUGUUGAACGAAUAAAGCAGUAAAUGGUAUAGAGUGAGUUCUCCCAAGGUACGGAAAUUCACUUGAGGCACCAUGUCUUUCAGCAAAUCAGAACCUCUCUGAUCUCUCAGUGUCCCUCAUUUAAUAUUAUGCAAUUAGAAUUCUUUUUUUAAUGUAUAUUAAGUAUUUUUGAGAGAGAGAGAGAGAGAGAGAGAGCAGAAGCUGGG